This is a messenger RNA of Gopherus evgoodei (Goodes thornscrub tortoise), 1207 nucleotides long. RefSeq names its product immunoglobulin kappa light chain-like. The transcript is spliced from 4 exons. Gene Ontology annotation, cellular component: cell surface. Gene Ontology annotation, molecular function: MHC class I protein binding; coreceptor activity. Gene Ontology annotation, biological process: regulation of immune response. Lineage: Eukaryota; Metazoa; Chordata; Testudines; Testudinidae. Bases 96 to 1028 code for a protein of 310 amino acids. The record is from RefSeq and is a predicted model, not a curated record.
AUAACCAAGAUACUAUACCCAGUCACUGCAGCACUGCACUGGGCAUCAGCCUUUGGACCAGUGUGUCAGGAUUUUGUUCUACUUUUUUUAUUAAAAUGAUCUUUGCUGAGUAUCUGCUUUUAUCUUCCUUAGUGCUAGGAGUGCAGUUAUUUCUGCACCAGACUCAGCGGAUCCAGUUUGUUGAAGUUAAUGACUCCGCAAAGAUCCACUGUUCUUCCACAGAAAACCUGGAAGGAGGAAGUAGCAUGUUUUGGUAUUUGAGAAGAGAAGGCGAGAAACCCACCUGCAUUAAACACUGUUUGGAUGAUCAAAAUGUAGGUAAAUUUGUUUGCAAACACGAGACACACAGCUCGACGCUGGAAAUCAGCAACGUCCAGAAGACUGAGUCUGGCAUUUACUACUGUGCAUAUAGAUACAGCAGCUACCUGAUCUUCGGGAAUGGAACCACACUGAUUGUUGGAGACAGUUAUACCAACAGCAGCUGGGUGAUGCUUCUGGUCCCAUUUCCAUGGGGCAGUCAAGUCACUGGGACAGCGAAUCUGGCCUGUGUGAUUCAUGGAGUGUCCAGCCUAGUCCAUGUUUCCUGGAGUGUUUCUGGGGAGCUGCAGGAACAGCGGCUGACACACUCAUUGAAAGCAAAGGAUGGAUCUUUAACGCUCAUAAAUCACAUCAGCGUCCCCAUGGACACCUGGACCAGUGGGAAGAAUUUCACCUGUGAAGUCAAAUUCAACUCUUCUGGCACCAGUGUGAAGAAAAGUACCAGGUAUCUUACAGCUUCUUCCACAGUCCAUCCCAGCGGGUGUGUGCCACAGACAGUGCGCUACGCAGUGGCAAUUUUCCUGGUGGUGUUGAUGGUGUCUCUGAGCCUGGCCUGGAGUCACUGCUGUUCUAAUCCAGGUAAUCAGCACACUACAGUCCGUCCUGGGUGUGGAGACGUAGCAGCAGCCCUGUUAAUAGUGGGGCUGAUUUCUCAGAAAAUGACAAAAUUAGAAAACAGCUCUACCAUCCCUUCUCUUUGUCCUGACUGACCAUUUAUUCCUUCCGGCACUCCCGUAACACGGCAGUUCCUCCACAGAGACGAGUGCUGUAUUCAGCCAGGCUCUGAGCUUGGAACUGCUAUUGUAUCUGAUGGCUGAACACCCUAUUUCUAUCAUUUAUCAUUUGCAUUAUUGCACAGGGCAAACUUCUGCCUCAAAUAAGCAGGUGA